Fusarium sp. VM40 is the source of this 1677-nucleotide messenger RNA. The record is from the annotation of a GenBank genome assembly. Lineage: Eukaryota; Fungi; Ascomycota; Sordariomycetes; Hypocreales; Nectriaceae.
AUGGGCUCCGUGCCACAGACCACCAACACUUUCGACGUCCUCAUUUUGGGCGCAGGCCUGUCGGGUCUAUGCUCGUUAUACCAACUCCAGAAACGCUUCCCUGACUGGCGCAUUAAAGUCCUCGAUGCCGCCCCUGACGUCGGGGGUACCUGGUAUUGGAACUCGUACCCAGGCUGUCGCUUUGACUCCGAGUCCUUGUCUUACUGCUUCUCUUUCGACAAGGAGCUUCUUGAUGAAUGGCACUGGAAAGAGGCCUUUUCACCACAGCCAGAGACUCACAAAUACAUCGCCUACUUUGCCAAGAAGCACAAUCUCUACAACAGUAUUCAGUUCAAUACCAUCGUUAAGAAGGCAUCUUGGAACGACACCAACCAUACUUGGACUUUCGUGGAUGAGGCUGGCAAUGAGUAUGUCACUACCUUCUUCGUCAGUUGUAUGGGUUUCUUGUCGGCGCCAACCCUACCUGCCAUUGAGGGCAUUCAAGAUUUUGGUGGGAAUCUGUUUCACACUUCUCGGUGGCCAAAAGAUCUCGACCUAGCUCGCGACUUUGCCGGCAAAAAGAUUGGUGUGAUCGGUACUGGGGCUACUGGCAUCCAAACCAUCACCUCGUUAUCCAAAGAGCCAAACAUCGAGUCAAUCAGCGUCUUCCAACGCACCGCCAAUUGGUCCGCCCCUCUCCGCAACUCUGAGAUCUCGGUUGAAGACAUGGCGAAGCACAAGAAAAACUACGAUAAACUUUUCCAAACUUGUGCCGAAAGUUCCUCGGGCUUCAUGCACAAAGGCGAUCCUCGAAAAUCGCUCAAAGUGUCUGCUGAAGAACGCCUUGAACUUUGGGAAAAGCUCUACAAUGCACCUGGAUUUGGGAAGUGGCUGGGUGUUUUCUCCGACACAUACACGGAUCGCUACGCCAACAGCUUGUACUCCGACUUCAUGGCUGGGAAGAUCCGACAACGAGUGAACGAUCCUGCGGUGGCGGAGAGCUUGAUUCCCAAGAACCAUGGAUUUGGAACUCGCAGGGUUCCAUUGGAAAGUGGCUACUUUGAAGCCUACAACAAGCCAAAUGUUCAUCUUGUUGAUUUGCAAAAGACACCAAUUGAUCGCGUCACGCCACGGGGUAUAUUGACUACUGACGGCGAAGAACAUGCACUUGACGUUCUGAUCUGCGCCACUGGUUUCAACGCAAUCACUGGUGCCUUCAGUGCGAUCGAGUGGCAUGGUAUGAACGGCCGUCCGUUAACCACUACCAGCGAUAUGCCCGAUAGUGAUCAAGCAAUCUGGGUGGACCAUAGACCCAGGACAUUCCUGGGACUCACUGUGCCCUCAAUGCCAAACAUGUUUAUGGUUCUUGGCCCUCAUCAGCCUUUUGGUAACGCCACUCGCAACAUUGAAUACGCCGUGCAGGCAGUCUCCGAUCUGCUACAGUACUGCAGGGAUAAUGGCUUCACUUCUGCUGAACCGACAGAAGAGGCUGUUGAGGAGUGGACCAAGCAUGUGGUACAAUGUAGUGAGAGUCAGACACUGAUGAACGAGAUUGACAGUUGGAUGACUGGCGUUAACAAGAACGUCAAGGGGAAAACUGUGCGGAGUGUAGCGCGGUAUAGCGGAAAUAUCACUGAGUAUCGAAGACGAUGCGAGGAAGUGAAGAAGAUGGGCUACAAGGGAUUGGUGUUCUCGUAG